This is a messenger RNA of Heterobasidion irregulare TC 32-1, 552 nucleotides long. RefSeq lists its product as uncharacterized. The coding region runs from base 1 to 552 and encodes 183 amino acids. NCBI's taxonomy places the organism in Eukaryota, Fungi, Basidiomycota, Agaricomycetes, Russulales, Bondarzewiaceae. The record is from RefSeq and is a predicted model, not a curated record. The transcript is spliced from 4 exons.
AUGUCUUUGUCUCUCGAAGGAAAAUUCGGCGGGAAUGUGCACAUUCAACCUGUGCUAGGCUUCUGGGACCUGUGCAUCUGGCCAAGCACUGUCGAUAUCUUGUUCACAAUUGCUGUGAAGUCACCGUCAAUUCCUCAAGUGGUGCCGCACGGUGGAGACCGAUCAGCCUCCGAUCAAGGGGGACGAGCAUGGAACACGUGGCGUCGUUCGCGACGCUCAGUUUCCACGCGUGAACAUCAUGAUAGCGUCGGGCUAGAUGUAGUUGCGGUGCAAAUCACCUCAGAGACUGACCAUUCUCAGGGAGUUUUGCAGGAUGGGCCAUCACCCUGCCCUACGAUCACUUCUCCGGUUCCACCACCCCCUGCCUACAUCAGGGAUUCCCUACAGGUAGACUCACCAGGAUUUUUAGAGCUGGAAAACAGCAGCAGAUUUCAUACGUCGACACAAGGACACCGUGCACAGCGCACCGUAACUGCCGUCCUCUCGAUCCUCAUUCUAGUUGCUUUGAUUGGAUCAAUCGUUGCCAUUACUUUAUUAGUCUCGAAGAUCUAA